Molecule: messenger RNA, 3290 nt
Organism: Paramisgurnus dabryanus
Lineage: Eukaryota; Metazoa; Chordata; Actinopteri; Cypriniformes; Cobitidae
Gene: vps37bb
Product: VPS37B subunit of ESCRT-I b
Biological process (GO): ubiquitin-dependent protein catabolic process via the multivesicular body sorting pathway; protein targeting to vacuole; protein targeting to membrane
Cellular component (GO): ESCRT I complex
Source: RefSeq, a predicted model, not a curated record
CUUCCGGUUGCGGAACAACAUGAGAGGUUUCCCCGCAUCGGCGGAGACAGACGGAGCACAAUAACAAAGACACGGGAGAAAUGUCCGCGUUUGAGAGCAGAUUUCAAUCUUACACCGCCACACAGCUGAAUGAAUUACUGGAGGACGAUGACAAACUCCGUCAGAUUGUCAAGGAAAUGGAUGAGAUGCAGGACAUGCAGCAGAAUAAAGAGCUGACGAUUGCCAGUAAUCGCAGUCUGGCAGAACAGAAUCUCAGUCUGCAACCUGAACUGGAUCAUCAGAAGAUUCAGUUGACCAAAAGCUACUGCUGUUUACAAGAGCUUUAUGAUUCCUACCAGCUCCGCAAGUCCACACUAGGAAGCAGUUCAUUAGACACGUUGUUGGCUCUUUUGCAAACAGAGGGAGCAAAGAUUGAAGAAGAAACAGAGAACAUGGCCGACUCUUUUUUGGAUGGAGCCUUGACUCUGGAUGGCUUCAUCGAUGACUACCAAAACAAGAGAAAGCUGGCUCAUCUGAGGCGCGUGAAGAUCGAUAAGCUACGGGAGAUGGUGCUAAAGGGCGUUCAGCUUCCUCAAAGUUCCUCUAUGGAUCCUUCACAUCCUCAGGAAGCCCCUAACUCCUCUUUUCAAAGGCUUGCUAAUGGUUCUCCAGCCCAUGGAAGACCCACACCGACAUCUCAACCAUCAGGGCAGCCCCCACCAUCGUCCUACGCAGAUGCUCGCAAUCCUUAUAUCCCUCAGAGCGCCGGUGGUGUCCCCCUGCCAAACAUGGUACCUUCAUAUUCAUGUCCAUACCCACAAGCCCUCUCUCAAGGACCUGGUGCUGGUCUUCCUCCACAGGCAGGGUUUAUAUUGCAAUGAUGGUCUUAGUUUAAACCCUUUCAAUGUGAAAUGUGAUGUUUUUCUUUAAAUGCACUUUUAUCCCUCCCACAAUUUUUCUAACAGAAACUGAUCAAGUCUGCAAAAUCCAUCUGGACCUGCUAACAACGUAAUAUCAAUUUUAACAUUUGGUUGCAAAAGGGGUAGAUCACACAGAAUAGUUUUCUCUAUGGGCAGUUAGCGUUAUGCGUGGUGUUUAUGCACGCCGAACGCCUCGCAUUAUUGCCACCUGCCAUGCCACACUUUUUUGCAGGAGUGCUCUGAGCGCCUGAAGUUGAAAAAACAGAGGAAAAGCGCCCGACGUCAUUCGUGUUUUUUCCAUUGUCCAAUCGAAUGAGGGCCUUCUUGCUCCUACGUGUUUGUGCAGCUCUCAUCCUCGAUCAAGGUUAAAGCAAGCGCCAAAGUUUCAAAAGCGCCAAAGUUUCAAGAGUUCUCACGCUUCAAAAUUCACAGCUGUCACAGCUUCCUAGGUGGUUGCUCCACUGCUAUUUUUUAAAGUAACCAAAAAAGCAGUGCAGCACACUGCAAAAAAGUAUUUUCAAGAAAACAUUUUCUUAGUGUUUUUGUCUUGUUUUCAGUAAAAAUAUAAAAAAAUUCUUAAAUUAAGAUGCUUUUUCUUGAUGAGCAAAACGACCCAAGAAAGUAAUCUGCCAAUGGGAUAAGCAAAUUUUUCUUGAAUUUUUCUUGAAUUUAGUGUUUAAAAAAAAUUCUUUUUUGCUUACCCCAUUGGCAGAUUUUUUUGCUUGUUUUAUGCACAAAAUCACUUAAAUUUGAUAUUUUUGGUCUAUUUUCUUGGGUCAUUUUGCUCAUCAAGAAAAAGCAUCAUAAAGGUGCAGUGUGUAAUUUUUAGAAGGAUCUCUUGAAAGAAAUGCAAAAUAAUAUACAAAACUAUAUUAUCAGUGUUGUAUAAAGACCUUGUAAAAUGAACCGUUAUGUUUUUAUAACCUUAGAAUAAGACGUUUUUAUCUACAUACACCGAGGGUCCCCUUACAUGGAAGUCGCCAUUUUGUGCCGCCAUGUUUCUACAGAAGCCCUUAACGGACAAACCUUUUUACUAAGUUGUCUCCGACGAUGAAAUGUUUGUCCGGUGCGGCUAUCGUAGCUUCUUUAUGCAUUUCAAAAGCAAGGGUUGAGCAGUGGAGUGAGCCGUUGGUUGCAAUUCGCAACCUCACCACUAGAUGCCGCUAAAACUUACACACUGCACCUUUAAUUUAAGAGUUUUUAUGUAUUUUACUGAAAACAAGACAAAAAUACUAAGAAAAUGUUUUCUUGAAAAUCAUUUUUGGCAGUGCAUGCCUCAGUUCUGUGUGAUCGACCGCUAACACAAAAUACUGUGAAAACUAUUUAUCAGAAAAUAGUAACGUACACCACUUAAAAGCAGAGGGGGAAUUGAAUUUCUCUGUAAAUAUCCCUGCAUAUGAUCAAAAAUUGUGACCCUGCCUAUAAAACCCAGCUAAAGACAUUUUCCUACAUAAAAUAUAUGUAAAGAACAUUGUGUGAAAAUAUAACCUUGACAUCUUUAAUAUUGACUGAGUAAGGUCAUGUCAAAGAUUGAAAUUCAAGUAAUUAAAGAUGCUGGAUUUCACAGACAUGGUCACAAUUAAAGUUAAACGCGCAUGAAUAAAGACCCUGUAUUUGUGUGAAACCCUUCACAUUGUCAUUGUGGACAAUAAUCACAUUUUGGAUUUUUGGGUAAAAAGUGACCAACAACCAAAGAUACACUCCACCUUUUCCAUAAAUACAAGUACAUAUUUGCCAUGUGGAUUUGAAUGUACCAUGUUUGUUGGACCUUAUUUUUUGUAAUUUAAUAGUGUUUAAAUAUACUUGUUGCAUUAACAGAGCAGACUGACAGUAGGUAAAGUUUUCUUACCGCUAAUCACUAAACAGUUCAAUUAUGCUAUAUAUAAACUGUCAUAAAUAAACUACUACAGUAAAUAAGAUGAAUAUAAUAAUAUUAAAUUAAUCAGGACCCUGUUUACAAUAUUUCCAACAUGUAAAUUGAUCUAUUUUGGCAUUUUCUAUGUCUGUCCCUGCAGAAAAAUGCAGAUGUAAAAAUGAAAUUUGUUGUCAUGCUGGGCUGUGGCAAUUCUUGUGCAUGUUUUAUAAGACUGAUGUUAUUAUGCAAGUACAAAAGAUAUAUAGAUGUGAGUAAGGGUAAAAUAAAAUGUGCCUUGCGACAGAACAAACAGGUGACAUUUAAUGAAAAAAAAGCAUUUGAUGACACUGUGCUUUGAGAAAUCUUCAAAGCCAUCUACAUCUUUGUUUCUAAAGAAGAUUAUUAUCCAAAACUGUUUAAUCUAUAGUGUGCUAUCCUCCUGUAACACUCCUUAUGUAAAGUACUGUAAAUUGUAGCUGUUUUAGUGUCUAUUGGUGGCUAGAUUUUUUUAAUGCUUAUUAACAAAUGCCUAAACG